AAGACAAAGCAUCUCUUCCGUACAACAUGGUGGAACCCAGAAUUGCGGAAGCGUUUGAGUUUUGCCGGGACGCUCAUCCUUCCGCAAGAUGAAGAGCUCGGAAGUGCUCGUUGCCUAACAAGCUCCGACAUGAGCACGGACAUCAAGGAAGAGGUUCCUUCCUUAUGAAACAAAAGCGGCAACUAUACCCAUGAACGCAUUGUAUAUUGACAAACACGGAGACCCUCGUGAGGAUGAUAGAGGUUAUAAAACAUUUUUGAGCAGGUGAAGCUGUGAGUGAGAUGAACAAUGUCUAGACAAACGACAGUUGCUGUCAUUGCGGCCACUGUAUUGGGUAUUGGAGCAGGAAGUCUAGUUUUCUGGAAAGUUUGCCGUAGUCAUCGGAAAGACAAAGCCUGCAUUCCACUUAACCAAGGAGGGGUUGUCAAAGAACAAGAAAAGGAGGAUCUCACAGAAGAAAAGUUUCUUCCUCUCAUCUCCUCUCCCACAGUCCCCUGGGUGGAAAAGAUUCUUGGGGGAGAAAUAGUGAUUGUUUCUGAUGCAGGUGAAUGGAGUCGACUGGAAUCCUUACUAAGAAAGGAGUUGGAACAUUGUCCAGUCCUUGGAAUUGACUGUGAGUGGGUCUCUAUCAAAGGGAAGGCCAAGCCUAUCUCUCUCCUGCAAAUGGCAGCCCCCAGUGGUCUUUGUGUCCUCCUUCGCUUAUCCAGGCUAACCAGUGGAGAACAGACUCUUCCAAAGACAUUGCAGGACAUCCUAGCAAAUGGUGACAUCCUGAAAGUUGGGGUAGGGUGUUGGGAAGAUGCUUGCAAGUUGCUUCAUGACUAUGGGGUAGUAGUCAAGGGGAGUAUUGACCUCCGAUAUCUGGCCAUGAGACAAAGUAAGUCCCUCCCACCAAGUGGACUCAGCCUCAAAUCUCUAGCAGAACAGUUCUUGAACUACUCACUUGACAAAUCGCUUCAUCUGCGGUGCAGCAACUGGGAGAGCGAGCAACUGACGAAAGAACAGAUUGCUUAUGCUGCCAAGGAUGCCCAGGUAUCAGUAGCUCUGUUCAUCCAUCUACUGAAACUGCCCUUCGUCCUUUGUGCAGAAAGAAGAGAGCAUGUUCUUCCUGUUUGGGAAAAGUGCCUGAGAAAGUGUCAGGGCUUAGUGGAUGUACCAUUCAAAGGAAGAAACAGUAGUUGCCUUGGUGAUGAUAACAACACAGAAGCAGACUUGCAGCAAAAAACAAAGAAUCAGAAGUCACUUUCUAAUGAGCAAUCCCCAGUGAAGCAGCAAGUGAAGGACCCUUGGAAACACAAGCGGAAGCCCCUGGGAGUAGGAUAUUCUGCUAGGAAAUCUCCUCUAUAUGACAAUUGCUUCUUAUAUGCGCCAGAUGGGCAACCUUUAUGCACUUGUGAUCGUAAGAAAGCCCAGUGGUAUCUUGACAAGGGCAUAGCAGAGUUAGUGGGUACUGACCCAUUUAUUGUGAAGCUACUGUUUGAACCUUCUGGGCGUCCUGAAUCUCAGGUGGAUUAUUAUUUAACAGUCAAAGAGAACAUGUGUGUUGUUUGUGGCAAGACAGAGUCUUAUAUUCGAAAGAACAUAGUGCCUCAUGAAUACCGGAGACACUUUCCCAUCCAGAUGAAGGACCAUAACUCUCAUGACGUGCUCCUCCUCUGCACUGCCUGUCACGCUAUUUCCAAUUAUUAUGACAACCAUCUGAAACAGCAGUUGGCUGAGGAGUUUGGUGCUCCCAUUGGCUGUGAGGAGGGCGUUCGCCUGCUUGAAGAUCCGAUCCGCAGGCAAGUCCGUUCAGGUGCUAGGGCUCUUCUGAAUGCAGACAGCCUGCCUGAUGCCAGGAAAGAGGAACUGUUACAGGUGGUCAAGGACUUCUUUCACUCUGUGACAGUUUCCCAAGAGAUACUGCAAGCAGCAGCUGGAUUGGAAAUCAGGAUUUGUAAUGAGAGCUACAUGCCACAUGGUCUGAAAGUGGUACAGUGCUUUGCCAAAGAGGGACUGCACUCCCUCAUGCAGCUGGAGAGACGCUGGCGCCAGCACUUCUUGGACACUAUGCAGCCCAAGCAUCUCCCAAAGCAGUGGUCUGUUGAUCACAAUCAUGAGAAAUUGAUCCGAAAGUAUGGCAAGGAUCUCCAAGUUGAAUUGUCUUGAAAGUUGGAGCUUCCAGAAAAUAUUCGUAGACUGACAUGAUUGAUGAAUUGAGAAAACGUAACUAACGUCUCCUGUUUCCCUUUGGUCUCCCAUACUGGAUGUGCUACAUUUGGCUAGCUUCCUUCUGCUGAGUCAGACCAUUGUUCUGUCAAGGUCAGUACUGUCUACUCUGACUGGCAGCAGCUCUCAUGGGUCUCAAACAAAAGCCUUCCAUAUCACCAGCUGCCUGAUUCUUUAACUGGAGAUGCGGGAACUGAACCUGGGACCUUAUCUACUAGGGGUGUGCAUAAUGAAAAAACGAGCUGAAAAUACACACAAAAAUUACUGGUUCAGCACAUUAAAGCAACUCCUGGAAUGACAGAACAAAUUUGGGAAAUAAGGCUGUAAGGUCUCCCGCCCCCACUGAAAAGUUUGUGUGUUUUGUUUCCGUUCUUACCAUGCACAGGUUGUGCAGGCGGACAAGGCAGUGCGAGGCCAUCUGGCAGCUUCUUGUUCUCCUUGACAGCAAGUCUAUCUGCACUCAUCAAUGAUGCAAUCAAUUGGAUCCAAAGGGAAGAGACUGAGCCCUUAGCAUUAACUCUGUUGGCGGGAAAGGGAUGUGCCAUUGACAUUGAGUGGCUGAUAGGGAUCAAAUUGCAAAAAGUUUGCUUUGCGCCAGGGAGGGGAGCAACAGACAGUACAGUGCCAUCAGCUCCAGUGUUGCAAUCGUCAUCCCUUUCUGUGAGUUUUUACAGAAAUGCAAGGAAAGGCCAGCAAUACAUAUGUGGCAUGCAUAUGUGGGUUUGAGGAGGGAUGGAUCUCCUUCAGCCUCCAAGCUCCUAGCUGCAGAUGUUAUGCAGAUUAUGCAGAUUAGGGUGAAAAUUGGAAAGAAAAAGCAAUUAUUAAGGGGGAGCUGCACGGAAGAGGUCCCAGGCACUAGGAGCUGGUUCAUGCCCAUUCAGUGGCCUGCUGCUGCUGCUGUCCUUCACCUAGGUGCCGUAAUGCCAGGGCCACCACUAUGACUAAAGAAGUCCUCCAAAGAUAGUGGGCUGAGGUACACCAGGAGGAAUUCAAUCUUGUCCAGAGAAAGCCGCCUGGCUUUUGGGGCUUCUUAAAAUUAAAACUUAAUACAGCAUUAAAUUAUGGGGAGGUAGCAGAUGUGUGCAUUGUACACUCACACAUGCAUGCAUCCCCAAGUCUUUCCAGAUUAGUAUUCCAUGUAGACCAGUCUAGUCAGAUUUUUUUAUUUUCUGGCACAGCGACAGGACUCUCUGCUUGAGCUGUUCCCGCAUUGCUUCUUUUUCCUUUUCAUUCUACUGCGGGUUAAUAGUUUUAGUUGGAAAGAAAGCCUGGCAGCCAGCAACCUGUCCAGUCCCAUUUUUAAUAAGAAAAAAGAGGGCAAUCCUCCCUUUACUUCCCUGCCCAUGAAGGAAGAACCAACAUCUAUCCCUUUCUAUGCUUUUUUUAUGCACAGUGAAAGAACAGGCCAGUGGCUGGUGGGUUUAAAUAGGGAGUCAGUCCCAGUCUGCUGCAGAGCAGAUUAGAAGGAUACACCCUCCCUUCAUCAUGGAAACAAAACUACAAUGCACAGGGAAACAUGGAAACAUGGCAUAACAGCCAGCCUCAAAGGUAAUAAUUUAUUGGUUUUGUCACUAAAGCGGGAAUGUUUUUUUUAAAAAUUUCACUGUGCUAUGCCAGUUGGCAGAGGAGCUCUCUUCUGCUUGCAUGCUGUGCUGGCACACUGUACUGGCGCCACUUUGUCAGCAAGUUUCCUGCCAUUGUGUGCACCCAGCCACGAACACUCACCUUCUUUGUUGUCCAUUUGGUAUGAUUUUUCAUGAGCUUGAGGAGAAACUCAAUGGAUUGAUGAGUUUUUUGGUUAAGCGCUAAUAGAGCCUCAUUUCCCCAACUUCUAUCCUUGAAAAGAACAUUAUGUGCAUGUGUAUGCAUUGUGCA
Messenger RNA from Eublepharis macularius, 4083 nucleotides. It is a transcript of the gene EXD2, whose product is annotated as exonuclease 3'-5' domain containing 2. Bases 289 to 2148 code for a protein of 619 amino acids. Gene Ontology annotation, molecular function: nucleic acid binding; 3'-5' exonuclease activity. Gene Ontology annotation, cellular component: nucleus; cytoplasm. The transcript has 9 exons. Lineage: Eukaryota; Metazoa; Chordata; Lepidosauria; Squamata; Eublepharidae. Gene Ontology annotation, biological process: nucleobase-containing compound metabolic process. The record is from RefSeq and is a predicted model, not a curated record.